GUGGGAGGUGCGACUGGGUUGGGAGCAUUCGGGAAGCUGAGCUCCUGUCUUCAGAGAGCACAAAGUGUGAGUUGUAUUUGUGCCUGGAAAGGCGGGGUGAGAUCAGUACCUUCGGUGCGAGGACUCUGGGAGCUGUUGGAGGGACAUGAUUUGUUUAACACCGGAGAAUAUCCCGACCUUUACUCAUGAGAAAGCAGACUAGGGUGGGAUGAUGGGGAUGGAGGCAGCAGGAUUCAGUAGUAUUGUGGCGGUGGCUGUAGGCCCAGGGGUUGGGGGUGGAGAAGUCCUUUAAUUCUGGAGAGAGUUUAAAGGUAGAGCCAACAGGAUUCCCAGCUCUGUCAGGUAUGGUUGGGAGUGAAGGGCCUUCCAAUUUUUUCUCCCCACUGAGCAUCUGAAAGAGUGGGAAUGGGUAAGUUGAAGCAGGGAGCAUUUUUCAGUGGGAUCGGGGAUUUGAAAUAAGGACGUAGUAAAUCUAAGGUGUCUCCAAGUGGAGGUGUCACAUGGGCAUCUGGACUGCAGGUCAGGAGCUCUGUGGAGGGAGGUGGGCCGGAGAUCUCUGAGGGGUGAGACCUCAGUCAGGGCAAAGCCCGGCAAUCAGAUUUGGAAAGGGGAAAAGCAUCAAGGCUGUUAUUUUAUAUGGCCCCUGAGGUGAGAGAUUGGGGAGGUUAGGGAAGGAGUGUGUGGAUAUGCUGAGAUUCCCGCUAGAAAGGGGGAGUCUUGGCAUUUGAAAGGGUCCUGGUUGUUCUUAGCAGGAGGAAGAGGGAUGUAGGGCAUAAGAAGUCAGGCAGGAGAUGGAGAGCAAGAUAUGAGAGGUGCCCUGUGGACUCAGCAAAGGCACUGGCUGGGGACCGGAAAAAUCAGCCAGGGGAGUGGAGCAGCCCGAGCUCAACCCAGGGUGCUGGUGUCUAUUUCUGUAACUCCUCAGGUCAGGAGAGAGGAUGAGCGUCUCUCAUGAAAAGCCACAAGCAGCCUUUCCUUCAGUGGAGUGUGUGCCAGAUCCUCUGUGGUUGCUGAACUGUAGCUGGGGACAAAGGUCUGUGUGCAUGACUGAAGGGCCAUGACUCUAGCCGUGGCAGGACGGGCUUGGACAGGCCCUGAUGGUUGGCAUGGAGUGGAGGGUGAAGAAGCAUCUUCAGAGCAAAGCAUUACUGUGGGAGUGUCACACAUUAGUACUUCUGAGCCAGGUUCGCUGACCCAUACAGCUCACCCCUGUGACAUAUGUGGCCCUAAGACCUUGAAAGAUAUUUUGCACCUAGAUGAACACCAGGAAACACGCCAUGGACUGAAACCUUACACAUGUGGGGCAUGCAGUAGACAAUUCUGGUUCAGUGCUAACUUUCACCAGCACCAGAGGCAGUGCCAUGUUGAGAAACCCUUAAGAAACAAAGUCAAGACUUCAUUUGUGAAGAAUCUUAGAGUUUGUGAAGGACCUCACUUGUCAGAGAAGCCCUUUACAUGUAAGGAGGAUCAGAAGGAUUUCCUGGCCAGUUUGGACAGUCACCAACAAAAGGCCACCCACAGGAAGAGGAAGACAAGAAGCACUGAGAGUGGGGAGGCCUUUCACUUUGGACAUAUGCAUUACAAGUGCAGUGAGUGUGGGAAAGCCUUCAACCGCAAAGACACACUUGUCCAGCACCAGAGAAUCCACACUGGAGAAAGGCCUUACGAGUGCAGUGAAUGUGGGAAAUCCUUCAAUCGCAAAGCCACACUAGUCCAGCACCAGAGAAUCCAUACCGGGGAGAGGCCAUAUGAAUGCAGUGAAUGUGGGAAAGCCUUUAGCCGCAAAGACAACCUUACUCAGCACAAAAGAAUUCACACAGGAGAAAUGCCUUAUAAAUGUGGCGAAUGUGGAAAAUAUUUUAGCCAUCACUCCAACCUAAUUGUACACCAGAGAGUUCACAAUGGAGCAAGGCCCUAUAAGUGCAGCAAUUGUGGGAAAGUCUUCCGACACAAAUCCACACUUGUUCAGCAUGAGAGUAUCCAUACUGGAGAAAAUCCUUAUGUAUGCAGUGAUUGUGGGAAAUCCUUUGGUCACAAAUACACCCUCAUUAAACACCAGAGAAUUCACACUGAGGCAAGACCUUUUGAGUGCAUUGAAUGUGGGAAAUUCUUUAGUCGUAGCUCUGAUUUUAUUGCACACCAGAGAGUUCACACAGGGGAAAGGCCUUUUGUGUGCAGCAAGUGUGGGAAAGAUUUCAUCAGAACCUCCCACCUUGUUCGGCACCAAAAAGUUCACACUGGAGAGAGGCCAUAUGAGUGCAAUGAAUGUGGGAAAGCUUAUAGUUUAAGCUCCCAUCUCAUUCGACACCAAAAAGUUCACAAUGCAGGGAGGCUUUAGGAGUGCUUUUAACCCACAGGACUCAUGGAGAGUUAUUCUGUGGUUACUCGUUGAGGAGGAGACAUGCAUCAGGUGUUGAACCUCAUAUAUCUGAACAUAAACCCUAGAGAGAGAUCUUAGGAAUGCCAGUUACAAGGGAAGCUGUCAGGGGCUGUGUGGCACUCUCAGGCCUUCUCAGGUUCCUUGCCAGAUUUAUCACUGUUGAUGCCUAUGGCUGGAACUAUCUCAACUCUACCAGCUUAGUUACCCUAAUAUCCUCAGAGAAGACAGCCUUGUACUGUUUCUCCAACUGAGGAGGGACUUAGAAGAAACCCGAGUUAAAUGGCAGUCCUUACUUCCUCCCCACUGACAGGUAUGGACAGGAACCACCUUUAGCUAUGAGGACCUGAGCUGUGUUUGGUAGUUUACAGAAAAGGUUUUAUUCAUGGAUAUUGUUGGUCUCCCUUGAUACAUGUGACAGAUUUUUCCAGCCUCCAAGUCACCCAGCCUGAAGAACUGCUUGCCUCACAUUUCUCUGCUUUGUGUGAUAAUAAAGACAUUAUUUAAGCUACUUUUAA
Messenger RNA from Manis javanica (Malayan pangolin), 2895 nucleotides. RefSeq names its product zinc finger protein 134 (gene ZNF134). NCBI's taxonomy places the organism in Eukaryota, Metazoa, Chordata, Mammalia, Pholidota, Manidae. The record is from RefSeq and is a predicted model, not a curated record.